GCCUGUUGAACAGUUUCUUUUAUCUCUGCACCAGGGUACUAGUGGACACCUCUGCAGAAUCACAAUUGGCAUGGCCUGAGCAGAGACAUGUGCGUGGGACAAAAUCACAGCAAAAUACCUCUACUUUGCUUUGCACAGAUCCAGUGAAUCAGGACCCGUCACGCCUAAGUCUGUAGCUGCCUAACAGGACAGAGCUGAAGAGCCCAGCAAGUGUGAAGUGGCUGUUAUUGCAGCCUCCACGCUGCCAGCAAAGCCAGCCCAGCAAGGCACCUGCAGUAGACACGGCUGAGUCCUCUGGACAUUGAGGAAGAACCCACAGCAAGAGGAGGCUGUGGAAACCUGGGACACUUCUGCCUUCCUACGUGGCAGUGGCUCAGAAUUCUUUGAGUGCUGUCAAACUGACCUGAUUGCUGCUCUAUUAUUAGAUCAGUCCAUAGAAAGUGGGAGCAAUGGCGGCGACACUGCUAGAGGAUUGGUGCAAGGGGAUGGACAUGGACCCCAGAAAGGCCCUGCUGAUCGUGGGUAUCCCCGUGGACUGCAGUGAGGCGGAAAUUAUGGACACCGUGAAGGCAGGCUUGCAGCCCCUGUGCGCGUACAGGGUGGUGGGGAGAAUGUUCAGGAGGGAAGACAAUGCUAAGGCAGUCUUCAUUGAAUUGGCUGACACUGUCGAUUAUGCUACUCUGCCCAGUGAGAUAUUGGGAAGGGGGGGCUCCUGGGAGGUGGUGGUAAAGCCCCGUAACCCAGAUGACGAGUUUCUCAGUAGACUGAACUACUUCCUGAAAGAUGAGGGCCGAAGAAUGAUAGAUGUGGCCAGAGCCCUGGGAUGUGGCGGCUUACCUGCCGAGAGCCUGGAGGCAGAGGUCAUGCCCCGAGUUAGACCCCCACCUUUGGAGCCUCUGAAAGAAAGUAUGUGGUACCGGAAACUGAAAGUGUUUUCGGGAACUGCUUUCCCUAGCCCAGGCGAAGAGACCUUUGAGGUCUGGCUAGAGCAGGUCACUGAGAUCAUGCCCAUAUGGCAAGUGUCUGAAAUGGAGAAGAGGCGGCGUUUGCUGGAGAGCUUACGCGGGCCUGCUCUGUCAAUCAUGCGGGUGCUCCGGGCCAACAAUGACUCCAUAACUGUGGAGCAGUGCCUUGACGCCCUAAAGCAGAUCUUUGGGGAUAAAGAGGACAUUAGAACCUCCCAGUUUAGGUUUCUGCAGACCUUUCCGAAGGCUGGAGAGAAAAUCUCGGCUUUCCUGCUGCGCUUAGAGCCCCUGCUGCAGAAAGCCGUGCAGCACAGCCCCGUGUCAGCGCGCAGCACAGACACGAUUCGCCUGAAACAUAUCUUAGCUCGGGUCUCCCUGACUGCUGCCCUCCGGGGCAAGCUGGAGCUCCUGGAUCAGCGAGGGUGUCCUCCCACUUUUCUGGAGUUAAUGAAGCUCGUUCGAGAUGAGGAGGAGUGGGAGACCACAACGGCAGUGAUGAAGGAUAAGCAGAAGCCUUCAGGGAGAGGCCGGGGGAGACAGGCAAGAGCAGAAGUCAGUGCGUCUGCCCCUCAGGUCACUGUGCAGCCGGGGUCUUUUACGGACAGCAGCACCCAGACCAUACAGGGAGGCUUACCCCCGUUAGUGAAGCGCAGGCGGCUGUCAUGCAGUGAAAGCCCUGGGGAAGAAGACUGCGGCCAGGCCACGUGUCCCAAGGAGGAAAACCAGACUCCAGACAGGGAGGGGCCACAGGCUGAAGGAGCGGAGUCGGGAAACGAGGCAGGGGCUGGGGCCAUGAGCCAUCCCAAGCCCUGGGAAGCAUAGGCUCACAAGAUCCAGGCACUCCUUCCCCUGGCACGCAGCAGGGACAUUUUAACAAGGGGAAAGGACAGCUUACACAAAUAGGGAACUUGAUUGGGGCAGAGGGACAGGGAAGCCAGGUUGAGACCAAGUCCCCUUACUUUCUACCAAUUGGAAGGGACUUUACCAACCAAGACCAAAUAGCAUGUGGUUCAGUGGGGGCCAGGCCCAUGGCCCCUAAGAGGUAUAGGAGACACAAGCGGGGAGCCGCUACACUUAGCACAUGGGGUGCCUGGGCUUUAGAUGGGGGCCCCAACAUAGCAGAGGCUGAAGAAGGUGUGUCUGAGGGCUCUGGCCUGCUCAUCUGGCCACCCCCAAAUACCCAGCCUGUGGACUUCGAUCCCCAGGCCAUGUGGGACCUUGAGGAGCCUGCCUGGGGCCUGCCCCUGCCGGGAGCCAGGGCUGGUGAGGAAGAGCUGUGGGGCAGAGAGGUAAAGCCCCGCAGGGGAGGCCGCAGGGUUCAGCCCGUCUACAGGAUCAUCUACACUGCACUAGGGGAGCCCCAGGAAGGCAGCACCCAUGAGCCCCUGCGUCAGUGAGGAGGAGAAAGAGGAGGAGAAUCAGAAGGAGGUGGAGGAGGAUAAGGAGGAACAGGAGGAGGAGAAGGGAGGACUUGGGGUUUUGUAGUUUUUGGCUUGCAUCAUCACUGGACCCGGUUUCUGCUCACUGCUGUUCUGUGUCAUGAACUCCACCUCUUCUUUACUGGCAUAGAUCUCAGUCAGGUACUGCUGGUUCUCUUGGGGGUGUGUGUGUUCUUAUCUGAGCAGCUCCUUUCCAGCGUACCCCAGCGCAGUUCCAGGAGACAGUGGGAAGGAGGCAUGGCAGAUGCUCACCUUGUAACUGUGACCUCGACUGCCGGAGGAUGAAGUGGACCUGGGACGGAGCAGGGCUGCCUGAGGCUCCCAGGGAAACUUUGUGCUUUGGCGUUCCACCCCUGUUGUUAUUUGUGACUCAGUUUCCUCAACUUGGAGUGGUGUUCCCUGCUGUGUUUUCCAGCAUCCUGUGACUGUCCUGUGCAAACCGUAGGGCAGGGCCCCGCCCAGGUGGGUGGGCUCAGGAGGGGGUGACCUGAAGCGAGUAGACCUAGCCAGAGUCUACCACCCUUGGAAGGAGGGAUGUGCCAGGGGGCGCACAUUGAGGAAGGUGGCCUGAGACUUGGGACCUGUGGCAACUGUUUGCAGUUUCUCUCUGUGUUAAGAUUCCCUUCUCUUCUGCGGUUUCCUUACAUGUUUCUGUUCAAUAAAUUUCCGUCAGUGUUCA
Molecule: messenger RNA, 3083 nt
Organism: Cebus imitator (Panamanian white-faced capuchin)
Lineage: Eukaryota; Metazoa; Chordata; Mammalia; Primates; Cebidae
Gene: PNMA5
Product: PNMA family member 5
Exons: 3
Coding region: 450-1787 (445 amino acids)
Source: RefSeq, a predicted model, not a curated record